This is a messenger RNA of Pyricularia grisea, 1956 nucleotides long. RefSeq lists its product as uncharacterized. Bases 1 to 1404 code for a protein of 467 amino acids. Gene Ontology annotation, molecular function: DNA-binding transcription factor activity, RNA polymerase II-specific; RNA polymerase II cis-regulatory region sequence-specific DNA binding. The record is from RefSeq and is a predicted model, not a curated record. Lineage: Eukaryota; Fungi; Ascomycota; Sordariomycetes; Magnaporthales; Pyriculariaceae. The transcript has 3 exons. Gene Ontology annotation, biological process: regulation of transcription by RNA polymerase II.
AUGGAAUAUAACCUGCCAAACAACCGCUACUCUCACAGUAACAUCGUUCACCGAGGCAAUUCACCCACAAUGUCCACACUCGCGAUGGCUGCACCAUCCCCGCACGCUCCUUUCAAGAAGGAGUACUUCUCUAACUGGGACGACCGCCGGCAAGCGGAUUAUGCUCCUUCCAGGCCAAGGAGUGAUCCCGAGAGGAUAGCGCUGCCUUCGAUUCGCCAGGCUUUCCCCGAUCUCCUUCGCCUCCGUGUUAUCCCCCAAGAUGGUCAGACCAGCACAUCAUCAUCCACCACAUCACCGACAGCAGGACCGCCUGGCACCUUGACACCACCCGAAUAUGUUCACUCCCCGACCAGCCAGAACAAGCGCAGGAGGUUAUCGUUCGGUGACGACCAGGAUGAAAGGGUCAGCCAGGUCCCCAGGCUCUAUACCAGCCAGUCCCAGACAUAUCAACGACGCGACAACCGUCCUCUCUCCCCAGUCACCCUGAGUGGCGGGCCCCGUUCUAGCACCUCCGACAGCUGGGCUGGAUCCUCCCGAACGAGCCCAUUCCUUCCCGGUACUGGCACUUCGACCCUUAGAUCACCAGCUGCUAUUGAGCAAAACGACCCAAUGGACAGGCAGCGCCCGACGCUACCAAGCCUUCCUCAUCUGAACUUCGACAGGUCACCAAUGGAAGCCCAGUCUCACAUGCACCACCACCAUCAACAGCAUUCUCACCAACAGCAGCACAGCCACCACGUGAGGGCAAUGUCUGGGGAUGAGUACAUGAUGGAGCAGCACCGUGGCAUGGUUCCGCAGCACCCACACUCUGCUGUGGAGCCCGGAUACCGCCAGCCCGCACCAAGCGGUUACCCAUACCCGUACCACCAUCCCUCGCGGAGCCAGUCACUUUCGAUGGGUGCCAUGCCCCCGAUGGAUCGCAUGCCAUUUUCGCCUUCUGGCUACAGCGCUUACCAUGGCGACUACAUGAGAAUGGGUGACAUGGGUGGCAUGGGCUUCAAUGGAGACAACAAGCAACGCAAGCGCAGGGGCAACCUGCCAAAGGAGACAACCGAUAAGCUCCGCGCUUGGUUCUUGGCACACCUUUCACACCCGUACCCGACUGAGGACGAGAAGCAGGAGCUGAUGAGGCAGACUGGCCUUCAGAUGAACCAAAUCUCCAACUGGUUUAUUAAUGCUCGAAGACGUCAACUCCCGGCCAUGAUCAACAACGCUCGUGCCGAGUCGGAUGCUCUCGCCCAAGGACGUGGCCUGUCGGACGGCUCCAAGAUCCUUCUCUCAACUGAGCGGUCAGACUACGACAGCGACAAGAGGGGUAGCCCUAUCAGCGACGACGGCGCCAGCCACCUAUAUCACGAUGACAUGCACCGACGUGCCGUUGGCAUGAAGCGUGGCAGCGUCUAAACAAACUAUUAUUACAUCACACUCUUCAUUUUCUAUACACUCUUUUAAAGCUUUUCCACUGUACGAACAUAUCUUGUUGGGAAUACUGCUGUUUUUUCUUUUAUCAUUUUAGUAUGUUUUUAUGUCUUCCGAUUCACCAGUACGGAUGGAACUCUUCUUUUCUCGACAUGUAUUAUUUCGUAUAUACCACUUGCAAUGGGGGGAGGGCUCUGACAUUUGACACGACAUUUUCCUUUACUCAUCUUUCUUUUUUUGAUUACCCCCCACCUGUACAAACUUUUAGACACCUGGUACAUGGAGUUUUUUUUUUUUUUUUUUUUUUAAGUUUUUUUUAACUACCCGGAAGAGAGGGAAAGACAGCGGUACGGAAGAAAAAAUCAGGACUUUUUCUUAUCGAAGUAUGCCAACAGGGCACGGAGUAUUCAGCGGGCAUGAAGGAACUGGAACCGGUCUAGAAGGAGGAAACACUUUAGGUAGUCUCGCCCGCCCACAUCCCUUGCAAUCGAAUAGCGAUGCUCGGUCAGACGCGGAGGAGAGAAGACAAUCAGAAAA